Messenger RNA from Phoenix dactylifera (date palm), 1256 nucleotides. RefSeq names its product uracil phosphoribosyltransferase (gene UPP). Gene Ontology annotation, molecular function: uracil phosphoribosyltransferase activity. The record is from RefSeq and is a predicted model, not a curated record. Lineage: Eukaryota; Viridiplantae; Streptophyta; Magnoliopsida; Arecales; Arecaceae. Gene Ontology annotation, biological process: uracil salvage.
CCUCCCUCCGCUACCCUCCAAAAAGAUUCGCAACGCCACUUACCACACCCGCUGCCAGCUAAGCCACUCGUCUCCUUGGUCCUCUCUCCUCCCCUUCGCCGAAUCGCCGAAUCCUUUAUUCAUGGCUGCCGCCACUCGGAUUCCGCUACCGCGCCCUCCCGAUACGCCACCGGAUCUUUCGCUGUUACAUUCAUGCCGAAACGCCCGAAGUGCCGCUCUCCUCUCCCUUCCCUCCUCUAUAAAACCCUUCCCGAAGAUUUCGAUCGGGAGGCGUCGCUCGAGCUGCUUCGUCGCGGGAUCGGGCACGGCGAUGGGGGAGAAUGCCGUCUCGGAUGAGAGGAUGCUGGUGAUGGUUCCGCCACAUCCAUUGAUCAAGCACUGGAUCUCUGUUCUCAGAAACGAGCAGACCCCGUGUGCCAUCUUCAAGAGUGCCAUGGCUGAACUUGGGAGAUUACUGAUAUAUGAAGCUUCAAGAGAUUGGUUGCCUACAAUCACGGGAGAGAUCCAGUCACCCAUUGGUCCUGCUGCUGUUGAAUUUAUCGAUCCACGUGAGCCUGUGGUGAUCAUUCCCAUCUUGAGAGCUGGUCUUGUGCUAGCCGAGCAUGCUCCAUCAGUUUUGCCAGCAACAAAAACUUACCACCUGGGCAUGCGUAGGGAUGAGGAAACGCUACAGCCAUCCAUAUAUCUGAACAAGUUACCUGAUAAAUUUCCAGAGGGAUCUCGUGUACUUGUUGUAGACCCUAUGCUCGCAACUGGUGGCACCAUAGUUGCAGCUAUCGACCUGCUGAAGGAUCGUGGAGUUGAUGGCAAGCAAAUAAAAGUUAUAUCUGCUGUUGCUGCCCCUCCAGCAUUGCAGAAGCUCAGCAAAAAGUUCCCAGGGCUUCGUGUAUAUGCGGGAAUAAUAGAUCCAGUGGUGAAUGAGAAAGGGUUCAUUGUCCCGGGGUUGGGAGAUGCAGGAGACCGCAGCUUUGGUACCUGAAACUUGGCAUGCCUUCGUUUCCACUUAUUUUCUCUCCAAAAUAUCGAAGAAACCUUCAAAUUCAGUUGCAUUUGUAUGGUUUCUGCCAGAUUUUUAUGCUGAGCAUUUCGCAGAAUCUGUCUGUGAUGGUUUUUGCUGGUUACCUGUAGUGUUAGUUGAUUCCUUCACCCCCAAUUGCCUCUUAAGGUGGCAUGUAAAAAGUUACUUCUCGUACCUUGGAAUGAGAUCCCUCAAUUGCCAUUUAUGAGAUGAUCAGAUGUUUUAGGUGCUUUGGAGA